Messenger RNA from Scheffersomyces stipitis CBS 6054, 3058 nucleotides. It is a transcript of the gene PHO87, whose product is annotated as SPX domain-containing inorganic phosphate transporter. Gene Ontology annotation, cellular component: membrane. Gene Ontology annotation, biological process: polyphosphate metabolic process; phosphate ion transport; monoatomic anion transmembrane transport. NCBI's taxonomy places the organism in Eukaryota, Fungi, Ascomycota, Pichiomycetes, Serinales, Debaryomycetaceae. The record is from RefSeq and is a predicted model, not a curated record. The transcript is spliced from 2 exons. The coding region runs from base 1 to 2892 and encodes 963 amino acids. Gene Ontology annotation, molecular function: phosphate transmembrane transporter activity.
AUGAAGUUUUCACAUUCGCUCAAGUUCAACGCAGUUCCGGAAUGGCAGGACAACUAUGUCAAUUAUCCGGCGCUCAAAAAAGUCAUCUACAAGUUGCAGCAAGACCAGUUGCAGGUCGCUAACGCUCCCAAAGACGGCUCGGUUCCAGUAGACAACGUUAACAGAACAACCGUUUCCGACUUGGUAGAGACCUACAAGUUCAAGAAAAAUGAAAAACAGCCUACAAGCUCAUCUCGCUUCAAGAAAAAAUUUAUCAACCGCUUCAAGAAGAGUUCGCCUGCUAUUCCUGAAAAUGCCUCGGUUUCUGGCUCCACUACUACUGACUUGGAGAAGGCCGUCGGGUCAAUGUCUUCUGCUACUGAGAUGAUAGAGGACAACUCCAAGAAAUCUUCUACUGAAGCUUUCACAGUAGAAGUCGACAAUUCGACUAUAGUUUCCUUCACUUCGCAAGUGCAUGCGCAAUCGCCUGCAGCCUCGGAAAACGACUACUCUAGUCCGGCCACCACCGCUUUUGACCCUUUGAAGGUGUUUUCCAAGCAGUUAUUGAUCCAGUUGCUGAAGAUCAACGAGUUCUACCAGACAAAGGAACAGCAAGUGUUCACUGGCUACGACAACUUGAUCAAAGACUUGGAAGCAAACAACGUCAAUAUUGACGAGGUUUUCAAGUUCACCCAGGCUUAUCACUACGAAAACCCUGAAAUUGUUAAUGCUGAUGACCACCACCAGUACCACAUCAAGUCGACUCUCACCAGAGUCACAACAAACGCCUCUGUUUUUGACCACAUCAACCAUUUGGGCAACGAUUACGAUGCUGAUCACCACGGAGACUUGGAAAAACAAUCUCAUAUUCACAUUGAUGAAGACGAAGACGAUGAUGAUGACGACGAUGAUGACGAUGAAGACAACCACAGCGAAGAUUCCGUCUUGUUGUCUCACACAGACUUCAAUGUCAAGCAACAGAAGAAGAUUACGUUGAAGAAGAAGUCCAUCACUCUCUUCAUCAACCUCUCGGAAUUGAAGUCGUUCAUCGAGUUGAAUAGAGUAGGCUUCACCAAAAUCUGUAAGAAGUUCGACAAAACUUGUAACUACUCCAUCAAAGACGACUUCAUCCAGAACUACUUGCCCAACAAUUCCCGUGUCUUCUACCCAGAAACUAUUGAAGACUUGGACUACAAAUUGAAUCAGAUUGUCAAGAUUUACGCUUACCUCUCCAACAGAUUGACUCCCAGAGCCACGAAGGAAGACUUGGAAAGUGUGAAGAACGACUUGAGAUCCCAUUUGCGUGAUCACAUCGUUUGGGAACGUAACACCGUCUGGAAGGAUUUGUUAUCGUUGGAAAAGAAGUCCUACAACUUGGACCUCAAUGUAGACUCCAACCAGGCCAAGAUGGGCGAUGAAGGUUUGCAGAACUCACUCUUGAACAUGAAACUUACCACGAUCAACUUGCCCUUCUCGUUGUUCGGCUAUAGCCAUGUCAAAGUCCCUUCAUUCUUCUUCACCACCCAAAUGAUCAAGUUGCUGAUCAUAAUCAUAGUUUUUAUUGUCUUAUUGACAGUUAAAACCUUCAACGAUCCUGUUCAAGCUCGUUGUUUGGCUCUUUUGGUCGCUGCUGCUAUGCUCUGGGCUUCUGAAGCUUUACCAUUGUUCACCACUGCUCUUCUCAUUCCAUUGUUAGUUGUCACCAUGAAGGUUUGUAAAGUUGAUGGCUCUGACGAACCUAUGGAUGGUGUAACUGCUUCGCAGUACAUCUUGUCAACCAUGUGGAACUCUACUAUCAUGAUCUUAAUCGGUGGUUUUACUUUGGCUGCUGCAUUAUCUAAGUACAACAUAGCCAAGGUCUUGUCUUCUUACAUCUUAGCUUUUGCUGGUACCAAGCCUCGUAACGUUUUGAUUUCCAUCAUGUCCGUAGCCUUGUUCUUGUCGAUGUGGAUUUCCAACGUCGCUGCCCCAGUCUUGUGUUUCUCGUUAAUUCAACCGGUCUUGAGAAGUGUCCCUACAGACUCUCCAGUGGCUCAGGUUAUGGUUUUGGGUAUUGCUUUGGCUGCUAAUGUUGCUGGUAUGUCUUCUCCAAUUUCAUCUCCUCAAAACGUUGUUGCUCUUCAGUAUAUGGACCCAAAUCCAGGUUGGGGAAAGUGGUUUGCAGUUUCUAUUCCAGUAUCCAUACUUUCCUUGAUAGGUAUCUGGUUGAUGUUGAUCUUCACUUUCAAGAUCAACAAUAUUAAAUUAAAGGCCUACAAGCCAAUCAGAGAAAAGUUCACCACCAAGCAAUACUUUGUUAGUAUUGUCACCAUUCUCACCAUCUUAUUAUGGUGUGUCAUGACUAAGAUUUCGGGCACUUUCGGUGAAGCUGGUCAAAUCUCAUUCAUUCCAAUCGUCUUAUUCUUUGGUACUGGUUUGUUGAAGACUGAUGAUAUCAACAACUACCCAUGGUCCAUUGUUCUUUUGGCUAUGGGUGGUAUUGCCUUAGGUAAAGCUGUCAGCUCUUCUGGAUUAUUAGGUACCAUCGCUAUGGCCUUACAGAAGAAAAUCAUGCACUUUGAUGUCUUUGUCAUUCUUAUCAUCUUCGGUAUCUUGAUGUUGGUCAUUGCUACUUUUGUCUCUCACACUGUUGCUGCUUUGAUCAUUUUGCCAUUGGUCAAGGAAGUCGGCGAUGCCUUGCCUCAUCCUCAUCCUUUGAUCUUGGUCAUGGGUACUGCUAUGAUUGCUUCCUCGGCAAUGGGAUUGCCAACAUCAGGUUUCCCUAAUGUCACAGCGAUCAGUAUGCGAGACGAAGUAGGAAAGAACUACUUAACCGUCAACACAUUUAUCACCAGAGGUGUUCCAGCAUCUAUAAUUGCAUACAUUAUCGUUAUUACCGUUGGUUACGGUAUCAUGUCUGCCAUUAAAUUCUAAAAGGACGUUUUAUUUUGUUGUUUUUUUGUUUUUUUCAUUCAUUGCAUUAGGUUGGUUUUUGUUAAAUGUUCAUCACACUAUAGAAUUUUGGUUUCAACCUCCAAAAGUUUCCCAUUUCUUGUUUUAUUCUACGAAGUUUGUACUAAAAUAAAUGUUUAAUUACUAU